Molecule: messenger RNA, 1038 nt
Organism: Linum trigynum
Lineage: Eukaryota; Viridiplantae; Streptophyta; Magnoliopsida; Malpighiales; Linaceae
Source: the annotation of a GenBank genome assembly
CGUGGAAAUAAAAAAAUUAUUUGUCCACGUCAUCAUUCCACUUACUUUGUGUAUAUGAUUUAUCAUAUUACCUAUUUAAUAAAAAUUAAUUAAAUUACAAAAAGAAAUAAAAUGAUUAAUUUAUUAUCCACCAGUGAAGAUCCGACGGACGAGAUUGCCGUUGUAGGUUGCCCUUCGACGGCCAUCCCGUCUCCGAAACCACCAACUCGAUGUCGUCCAGCUUCAGCGCCGACAUUGCUGCGAACACGGUGUUGAUCUAGGUGUCGAAGAGGCUGAAGUACCUCAGCCCGCUGCCGAUGUCGACAACGCCGGGAUUCUCUCGGAACAGAGAGUACGUAGUGCAGCUAGAUGACGUCGGAGUUCAAUUCGUAAGCAAAGAACGGGUAAGCGUUCACCUUCAGAUACGAGCCGGUCUCGCGGAGGAACUCCAGCAUUGGGCGGAAAACUGGCUCGAGAAGCUCCUGUCGGAACGAACUCGCCGGCGACGGGUAAGAGUUCUGGAGCGUGUUGAGAGCGAUUGGGGAAGAGACCUUGAUGGCGAAAUGGAGGUUGGAUCUCGGUUCACGGAUGGUAAGCGCCGUCGUUUUUCUGCACCCACGCGGCUGCGAAGGAUGGCUUCUUCUCGGCGGAGGAGAGCAUGCAAAUCGACGACGACCGUAAUUCCGAAUCCAGCAUCAGAGCACGAUCUGGUUGGCAUCGAAAACUUUCACACGACUUAAACCUUGGGAUUUCAGCAGCUGCACGACUUUCACUGCCGACGGGAGGUUGUUGGCGAUAUUGCCGUAGUUGACCCCGAUCGAGCCCCAAUUUGCCCAAAAAAAUGUACAUCAGAAACGGUUGAAAAAGAAAUUUCCGAAAAGGGAAUUUGAGGUAGCGGGAUUGCUAUAAAUUACCUGCGAAGGAAGGGGCAAAGAGGAGGAGCAAGAGGAAGUUGGAGAAGAAAGGAGACGGAGGCGCCAUGACUCUCUGUUUUUUCAUAAUAAAUUAAUCAUAUUAUUUAUUUAUAUUUCUGUAAUUUAAUAAAUUAAUCAUAUUAUU